GAAAUUUGAUUUGAAUUGGUGAAAGGAUAGGUUUUUUUUAGGAUGUAUUGUUUUUUUUUAUCACAUUUUGUUAUUUGGGUGUUGUUUGUUUCAAAGUAUUUUAGAAUUACGAAUGUCUACAUAGUGAGCUUAAGUUUUGGUAUGCAUGGCACUGUUCGAUACGGAUUCUGUAUUUGAAUUGUCAUAUGAUAGACUUGGAGGCAAGGAGAGAGUUUUGAUCAGGUCAGCUAAUUAAUAAGAGAAAUGGGUAAUAGCUAGAUAUGGAAAGAUACAUGGAGAAAAGUAGUACAAACAUAGCACGUGUUUUUCUUUUCAUUUUGUUGAAUGCAGUGGUUAAGUUAUGGUGCAUUUGACUUUUGGUAGAUAAAGGAUGUUAUUUGUUAGAUUUUGUUUCUUUGGCUUGAUUAUAUUUGAAGCAAAAUCUGUCAAAAUGGAAUAAUGCAAAAUUGGAAUCUAACUUGUUCCUUCUCACCUACCACAAAAUAAUUAUUCUAACUUGAUUGGAUGUAUUCUAUUUCUUUCUGAAUGCAGAGAUUCUGAAAAUGGCCUCUUUAUGCGAAUUGAAAUUGGUCAAAAAUUGAUGAAUUGGGUCCUUCUUGUUGGGGAGCGGAGAACAUUUGAUAGUGUGGAUUCAUAGUACUUGAGGUUUCAGUUGGGUUUGUUUCAGAAGAAAAGUGUUUGUUGAGUGAGAUAGAUGGAAUCUGCAAGGCGUUGGUUUGGUAAAUUCCGAUCUAAAGAUAAGCGGAAGUGUUCGAACAAGGAGGAAACUACAAAUAAAGGAAAAGAAGGGUCAAAAGCACCACCGAGCGAGGAAGGACCUUCAGAUGCCACAAAGCAGAAAGUUGCGGCUGCUAAGCAGUAUAUAGAAAAGCAUUAUAAGGAGCAGAUGAAAAACCUGCAAGAGCGGAGGGAGCGACGAAAUAUGGUUGAAAAGAAAUUGGCUGCUGCUGAGGUUUCUGAGGAAGAGCAGAGCAACAUACUAAAGAAUCUAGAUCAGAAGGAAACAGAGUUUAUGCGCCUUCAAAGGCAUAAAAUGGUUGCUGAUGAUUUUGAACCUCUGACAAUGAUAGGGAAGGGUGCAUUUGGGGAGGUUAGAUUAUGUAGGGAGAAGGCCACUGGGCAUGUAUAUGCGAUGAAGAAGCUUAAGAAGUCAGAAAUGCUUCGUAGAGGCCAGGUUGAACAUGUCAAAGCAGAAAGGGAUCUACUUGCAGAGGUCGACAGCAAUUGUAUUGUCAAACUUUAUUGUUCCUUCCAAGACGAAGAGUUUCUCUAUCUCAUAAUGGAAUACCUACCUGGUGGAGAUAUGAUGACUUUACUGAUGCGGAAGGAUAUAUUGACGGAAGAUGAGGCCAGGUUUUAUGUUGGGGAAACAGUACUUGCUCUUGAGUCCAUCCAUAUGCAUAAUUAUAUUCAUAGGGAUAUCAAACCUGACAACUUGCUGCUUGAUAGAUAUGGCCACAUGAAAUUGUCAGAUUUUGGAUUAUGUAAACCGCUGGACUGCAGUAAUCUUCAUGAGAAUGAUUUUUCUGUGGGAAAUAAUCUUAGUGGGCCUCUCCAAUGUGAUGGGCGUCCUGCAAAGCCAAAGCGCACACAACAGGAGCAACUGCAACACUGGCAGAAGAACAGGAGGAUGCUUGCUUAUUCCACUGUCGGUACACCCGAUUAUAUCGCUCCAGAAGUUUUGCUGAAAAAAGGAUACGGAAUGGAAUGUGAUUGGUGGUCUCUUGGUGCCAUCAUGUAUGAAAUGCUUGUCGGAUAUCCACCUUUUUAUUCUGAUGAACCUAUGUUUACUUGUAGAAAGAUAGUGAACUGGAGAAAUCAUUUAAAAUUUCCCGAAGAGGCAAAGCUAUCUCCGGAAGCGAAAGAUCUUAUAUGUAAACUUUUAUGUAAUGUAGAACAAAGGCUUGGUACCAAAGGCGCAGAGGAAAUAAAGGCUCACCCAUGGUUCAAAGGUACUGAAUGGUACAAGUUGUAUAAAAUGAAAGCUGCAUUUAUUCCACAAGUAAAUGAUGAUUUGGAUACCCAGAAUUUUGAGAAGUUCGAAGAGAGUGAUAAUCAAAUUCCAACCACUACAAAAUCAGGUCCAUGGAGGAAGAUGAUUCCAUCUAAGGAUGUCAACUUUAUGGGAUACACAUUCAAAAACUUUGAAAUUGUAAAUGAUCACGAUGUUCCUGGAAUUGCUGAAUUGAAGAAGAGCACAAAACCUAGGAGGCCCAGCGUGAAGUCUCUUUUCAGUAGGAUCUCUCUCUCUCUCUCGAGCGUGCGCGCGUUUAAAAUCUCAGUUUAUUCUGUUGCCUCUUUUUUUUUCCAAAUCGUUUGACUUUCUCCUUGAAUUUACUUGUUGAAGGAAGAAAAAUAUUAUGACUGUGGUCUACACAUACAGGCAUUUCGGUUUUCUUUGUCUGAGCCCAGAAGCAAACACAAAGUAUUAUAUAUGCCAAUCUGCUUACUGGUAUCUUUUUCUUGAGGGAAGGAAACAUUUAGGGACUAAAGUGACAUCAUGUGCAUCAUAUUUUUUAUAUCUUUUGAAGAAUAUUUGACAUAUAUCCUUUUUUAUUUCCUUUGAAGAAUAUUUGACAUCAUGCGCAUGAUGAUAAAAAAAAUAUGCAUAAUCAUUGCAAUAUUCAUGUGCAAUUGAGAAAUUUUAAAGAUCAUCGGAUUGUAUGAUACCAGUUUGGAUUUGCUGUUCGUAUUAGCUUGGUUUAUGUGGAAAAUUGGUAGAUGCUAUAUGUUUCCAUUGUAUGAUACAUGUAUAGUUGUACAACUGUAUACUUGCAUAUGAUGUUCUUGCCAUGUUUGUGUCCUGUUGUUUGAGAUAUAUUGUAUCAACGCAUCUAUGUUGUGUAAUAUCCCCGUCCCAUAUCCUGUCUCUGCGACUUGCCAAAGAGUCGAUCCACUUCAUUUAUUCUUGUAUUUUUGCCGGUGUGCCCUUGAAACAUGACAUUGAUUAAAACUACCAAGUGAUGAUAUUAGUAUAAGGAUUAUACUCUAUUUUCUCAUCUCCUUGCAUUUGCAUGUUACAGACGACGAGUCGGGUUCUGCUUCCACACAACCUGCUCAAGGGAGCUUUCUCAAUCCUUUGCCUCCUCACUAAUAUGUUUAUAAAAACGGCUCGAAUGGUAAGAUCCCUCAGUCACCCCCAGAAUGAAAGGAGUGAUCUCCAUCAAAUGACCAUAGUCAAGUCAACCAAACAGGAUUAAAUUCUUUCCAAAUGAACAGCUUUUGUUGGGUCUGCUUUCAUUUGAAAAGAGAAAUUUACAGUGAAAGCUCUUAUGGUGAAACCAGUUUUGUGUGUGGAUCUUGAUCUUUUUACAUUAUUUUCUGGAAGUGUAGAUUUUAAUUUUUUUUUUUUUUGUUUGUAGUUGAUGUGUAAUUUUUCUUCUUUCUUCAAGCUGCAGAAACUGUUUACACUGUCACGGUUGUUUCUCAUGUAAUUAUCUCCUCACUAUUAAGUGUACCGAUAUCAUUAACAAUUACAAAAUUGAAAUCUCUGCUUGGAUUUGGUC
Messenger RNA from Ilex paraguariensis (yerba mate), 3506 nucleotides. NCBI's taxonomy places the organism in Eukaryota, Viridiplantae, Streptophyta, Magnoliopsida, Aquifoliales, Aquifoliaceae. The record is from the annotation of a GenBank genome assembly.